AAGCAUCAAGUAGCAGCAUGAGACACAGUAAACAUACAUUAGUUCCAGAUAACACUGGGUGUAAAUGUGUAGAUGGUUUUGGAAUCAGUGUGUGUUUCAUACAUCAAAAACAUAUAAACUAUGUUCAUUUGGAAAUACUUCAUUUCCUGCAUUUCAAAAGAUAGAUUGGUAAACAUGUAAGCUUUUCUAAGCCCUGCUUACUAACUAUGCAGUAUGCACUAUGCAGGAAGAACCUGUAAAUGACUCAGAGGAGUGUCAACAGUCCCCAAAAUUGGCCCCGCACGCAGCAAGAAGAUAUCAGUUGUGACAGGAAGACUCGACACCACACUUGGGCACAUAAGUACAUGAUGAAAUCAGACUGAACUGAAAACGCCAAAGACAGAAAACAGAAGUAGGUGCUGAAACUGGCAAACACAGGAAACGGAAGUAGCUAACCAUUUUAAUUUUCCCUCCUAAGAGGAGGAGGCCUGACAGUUAUUAACAUGCCUCUAAAGAAUUUGAACUGCAAACUCGAAUAACCAGCUUUGAACCAUCACACAUCCAGUGAAGGGCUAACCACAAACAGCAAGUGAAGCUAUGAUGACUGAUCAUGCUGAAGAAGAGCAAGGAACGCCAGGAUAGGUGUGGUAACGUUAUCAAGCUUUACAACAAUGAAUUCUAUACUGCAAUUCUGGAUGAAGACUUGGGACGCAUCGAAGACAUUACAAAACAGUACGGAAGCAACUUUCUCAUCGAGGUACAAGAGGGUGCACCUGGAGAAGUUUUCUGGAAGGGACUUGCUAUCUACCCCCUUCACCUGGCUGCCUCUUACAGAAGAGUUAAGAGCAUGCGUAGCCUGCUGUCAGCGGGGGCAGAUCCUGAAAUAAGGGACCAGCUCGGUCGAACCACUCUGCACUUGGUGAUAACCAGUUGGCCGAGCAUCCUCACUACUUGGCGAAAACCGAGUUCCAAGGUCCAGACGACAGUGACAGGCGUGCACGAGCAUGCAGAGGCCUGUCUGCGGCUCCUCUGUGAGCAUGGCGUUGACGUAAAUGCAGAGGUGGAGGGUGAUAGGCGUCAGACAGCUCUUCACCUAUUAACACAAUAUGCAGCUCUGUCUGCCGUUCAUAUUUUGGCCAGCUAUGGCGCUAAUGUUAAUGCUGUGGACAGCAGUGGGAUGACGCCCCUGCAUAUGGCCGCUGGGAUCCUCCACAAGGACAUUAUGGCCAGCUUGAUCAAGGAGGGAGCGGAUAUCAACAUGGGGGUGAAGCACUCUGGGAACACUCCUCUGCACCUAGCUGCUAUGGCACUGGCUGUUAAGAUCACUAAAACCCUGGGGGACGAUAAUAACUGCAUCUCUGAGCUGGUUGAUCACGGGGCUGAGGCUAACGCUGCCAACAAAGCUGGAAGGACACCUUUACACGAGGCGUGCAGCAUGGGCAACGAGGAGCUGGUGGAUCUGCUGCUCAGGUACGGAGCCAACAUCAAUAAGCUGAGCAUAGCAGGAGAAAACUGUCUGUUCCUGUUCCUGAACCACAGGCCUAAUCUAAGGAACAGCUCUCUGCUGUUAAAACUCUUCAGUCUGACUUCCCCGCUCACAGUCUACAAUCAGAAAGGCCACUUGCCCUCGACUUUGAUGCUACCAUGUUUCUUCAAACAGAGAGACCAGCUACUAAAACUCACCCAGCAGCCAAGGAGGCUAAAGGAUAUUUGCAAGAGUGACAUUUAUCUGAAACAUGUCCAAGACAAGAGAGAGGAGUUGAGAAAAAUCCUGCCUGAGCGGUUAUAUGACUUUGUAUUCAACUGCUGGGAGAAUCUACACAUUUCCUUUGAGACAGAUGAACAGGACUCUUUAAAUGACUCCUAUGAUAUUGCUCCUAUUUAACACCAACAUGUCGAUGCAAACUGCAUCUGAUCAAAUACAAUCUGUCGAAGCAGCUUACCUUCAGA
This is a messenger RNA of Larimichthys crocea (large yellow croaker), 1929 nucleotides long. Its product is annotated as ankyrin repeat domain-containing protein 61. The transcript has 5 exons. The coding region runs from base 590 to 1864 and encodes 424 amino acids. Lineage: Eukaryota; Metazoa; Chordata; Actinopteri; Sciaenidae. Gene Ontology annotation, molecular function: protein binding. The record is from RefSeq and is a predicted model, not a curated record.